AUGGAUCGGAUGAGAGAACGCAAAGGGUUGUCGGAGUUGGUCUCGAACAGACAACAAUACUCGAUAGUUUCUCGCAACGAUUGUCAUGACAUUGUGCUCACUCUACCUGAAGGUACAAUCGCCUCUCCAAACUAUCCACAGAAUUACACUGAACGGACAUUUUGCCAAUGGCAUAUCCGCGCAAAACCCGGACAAAUUAUCAUCAUUAAUGUAGAAGACAUUGCCGUGACACACGGUGACACACUUUUGCUCGAAGGAAAUCAGGGAGGCGACAAUCUGUCACUGAAAAGUGGCAGCUAUCCAUCUUCGUAUAUCUCGAAAUCCAGCGAAAUUCAUGUAAAGUUUGUUAGCGGUAGUGAUUCCAGUGCCAGAGGAUUCCUGCUACACUAUCGCAGCAGAGAUUCCAAAGACGUUUGCCAUGUAGCCGCCAACACCAUAACCUACGAGUCUUGGCGUGAGAACUACGAUUGCGUUUAUAGUUUAGCGAGUCCAGGUCCGGCGUUUUCUAUAGUACUGGAGAUAUAUCCAACGUCAAUCGGAGAGCGCACAACUAUCAACAUAUUGUUUGAAAAUACGGCCUACAGCAUUGAAGACGCCCGGACCACUCAAAUCCUCGUAAUUCCAUCAAGCGAUGUCCGCGUGGAGGUCCGAAAUGCAUGGCUUUCCGAGCAGCCAUUGGAAUUACCGUUGAAUCUUAACGCCUUCACCUUCAACUGGUUCCCGUCGAACAACCCCUGCUGCUCAUUUCAUGCUCUGAGACUUGACAUUCAGUCAGCAACGAGGUUCCUCCCUCACACUCUCGUUCUUGAUGGACAUCUUUCGACGAAUGAUGCGAUUACGGUGGUAAAGGACGGCAGUGUCACACAUCUAAGCUCACCUACUACCUUUCGAGUACAGGACCUGCAUGAACAUCUCCAUCUAUUGAUCACGAAGCGGAGUGCGAGUUUCCGAGUGGCAUUGACAUUCUCUAGAGAUUGCUCAGCGCCACCCGAAUCGCCGCAUGUUCAAGUGCUGUCGCCUUCAGGACGGCAACUUGGCAGCGUUAUUCAAUUCUCGUGCGCCAACAGCAACGCUGAACCACACGAACCCGAAGUGGUUUUCUGCCCACUUCCUGUCAUCCCAAACGGCUAUGUCUUUGAUGUAAUGCCGAUGUGUGCAGAGGGCUCGUAUUGCAACGGCACUAUCUUGUUCUAUCAAUGUGACUUUGGCCGAUUGCCAGGAAAGAUAUCGACAACGAGUUGCAAAGAUGGCAAAUGGGAUCCGUCACCCAUAUGCCACGAUACAACUUGUCCGUCACCGGAGGCCAAAUACCUCAACGCUACUCUUUCCGAAAACCCACCCCUUGGACUGCUUUCACAUGCCGUCUACACAGCCCCUGAUUGGUCGCUAGAGAAGCAACCAUUCCGAGUAUGCGCCAUGAAUGAGUCUGGUACAUCCUUUCGUUGGCUGGAUUACAACUUUGCAUUCGAAGCACCGAUCUGUCGAUCGUACCCGGUGAAAUAUGGCCAUUUUGUGAAAGAGUUCUACCAGGACGGUGAAACAGCUAAGGUGGUCUGCUUGGAUGGUUUUUUUGUUGACACACUGCCAAAAUGUGCAGGAGGUAACUGGACGUCCUACAAUGUUACCUGCAUUGGUGAGUACUGCCUACGGUAA
This is a messenger RNA of Cooperia oncophora, 1653 nucleotides long. The record is from the annotation of a GenBank genome assembly. NCBI's taxonomy places the organism in Eukaryota, Metazoa, Nematoda, Chromadorea, Rhabditida, Trichostrongylidae.